Molecule: messenger RNA, 15546 nt
Organism: Sinocyclocheilus rhinocerous
Lineage: Eukaryota; Metazoa; Chordata; Actinopteri; Cypriniformes; Cyprinidae
Gene: birc6
Product: baculoviral IAP repeat containing 6
Exons: 73
Biological process (GO): apoptotic process; negative regulation of apoptotic process; regulation of cytokinesis
Cellular component (GO): nucleus
Molecular function (GO): protein binding; cysteine-type endopeptidase inhibitor activity; ubiquitin-protein transferase activity
Source: RefSeq, a predicted model, not a curated record
GUGACUACGCCAGUUCCGUUUAACGCUGAGUGUGUGAGCAGAAGGAGCCGCUGGUUUCCGCUCCGCUGAUGGUGAAUCGCUGCUCCUGCGGUAUCAGGAGGAGGUUUAGAGCCCGCAGUGGACGCGCAGCGGUACUUCGGGAUUCAGCUUUAACGUUUUCUCGUCGAGUCGCGUCCACGGAGGAGCUACUGAAGAGGGAGGGAAGGCAGGAAGGGAAGAUAGCAGGAAGAUGGCGGCGGCGGCGGCCUCGCCAGGCUCGCCGGACUGGGUCGUGCUGAGGGACGGCUGUCUGCGCUGCGAUGAGGAGGGCCUGCGGAGUCUGUCCUACCACCCGGCCCUCAACGCCAUCCUGGCCGUCACCAGCCGGGGCAGCAUCAAAGUCAUCGACGGCACCUCCGGGGCUAUUUUACAGGCCUCGGCUCUGCACGCUAAACCUGGGGGCCGGGUGAGGUGUCAGUACUUCCCAGCCGUGGAUAAAGUGCUGUUUGUGGACGAUUACGCCGUCGGCUGUAGGAAGGACUUGAAUGGGAUCCUUCUUUUGGACACGGCUCUCCAGGCCCCUGUGUCCAAGCCAGAAGACAUGGUGCAGCUGGAGCUGCCCGUUACCGAGGCCCAGCAGAUGUUGUAUGCUUGUAUGGAGAAGGUGGAUGUUUCCAACACGGAGGGUUACGAUCUCUUUCUCACCCAGCUCAAAGAAGGCCUGGAGAAUACCUCACAUGAGACGGCGGCCAAUCACAAAGUGGCAAAGUGGGCGACCGUGACCUUCCAUCUCCCUCAUCACGUGCUGAAGGUGGUAACGAGUGCCAUCGUGAACGAGUUGAAAAAGUUGAAUCAGAAUGUCGCAGCACUGUCGGUCGCCUCUUCGGUCAUGGACAGACUCUCCUACCUCUUACCGAGCGGCAGGCCAGAGCUGGGUGUCGGACCCGGGCGCUCUGUAGACAGGUCUUUGAUGUACAGUGAAGCUAACAGGAGAGAGACGUUCACAUCCUGGCCUCAUACUGGCUACAGGUGGGCUCAGCCUGAUCCCAUGGCCCAGGCAGGCUUUUAUCACCAGCCUGCAUCCACAGGUGAUGACCGGGCCAUGUGCUUCACCUGCAGUGUGUGUUUAGUGUGCUGGGAACCUACAGAUGAGCCCUGGUCCGAGCAUGAGCGCCAUUCGCCCAACUGUCCAUUUGUGAAAGGGGAGCACACCCAAAACGUUCCGCUAUCCGUCACUUUGGCCACCAGCCCAGCUCAGUUUCCCAGUGCAGAUGGUUCGGAUAAAAUCGUGUGCUAUGGGUUCGGAAGCUGCCCACAUUUCCUUGCUACGGCAACCAAAAGGGGGAAGAUUUGCAUCUGGGAUGUUUCAAAGCUUAUGAAGGUGCAUUUAAAGUUUGAGGUGAACCCAUAUGACCCAGCCAUCCUGAGGCAGCUGAUCCUGUCCGGCAGCGAGCAGCAGAGUCUCACGGGCACAGAAUCACGAAGGCCCACACUCUCCUGGCUAGAAGAGGCCACCUGCUGCUCUGACUUACCCAAACUAGAGGGAGACAGUGAUGAUCAGAUAGAGGACUCGGACAGCGAAGAGCAUUCCAGAUCAGAGUCGGUCACAGGCCCACUGGGUCAGAAAGAGACAAUGGAGGUGAGUUUGGGAGUCACAGCUCUCAGUGUCCUACAGCAGCCUGAGAAGUUGCAGUGGGAGGUGGUGGCCAGUGUGCUGGAGGACACAGUUAAAGACCUGGAGGAGCUGGGGGCCAACACUCUGCACUCACUGGGCCCCCCAAAAUCCGACAAGGCUAAGGAGAGGCUGGCCGAGCACCACAACAUUCCUUUCCCCUGCCUGCUGGCCGGAGGACUGCUAAGCUACCGGUCAGCAGCUAGUUCUCCACUAGGUCCACCUCCGUCUCGGCGCUCCAUGGAUAGCCCAGUAAGGACUGCUGCCUCUGCGGGGCUUGCACCGGACCAGGGUCCCAUGGAGAUCGAGUCCUGUAAUCCCCCCACAGACCUGGGCUCCCCGAACCUACCACCAGCCGCCCCUGUGCAAAGGACUAUGCCUGUACUACUCCUGUACAGCAUCAAGGAAGCAGAUGAGAAGUCUUCAGGGAAGGUGUUCACCCAGAUGAACAACCUGAUGAGCAAAGGGCUUCACGAGGAGGGCUUUACUGUCCCGCAGAUUAUCGAGAUGGAGUUUGACUCUCACGAGCAGCUGUUGCUGCAGGACCCUCCCAUCACGUACAUCCAGCAGUUUGCGGAUGCGGCGGCUGGGCUCGGACCUUUGGAUGGGGAAAAGUGGAGCUCUCUGGCUCCACGGCCGGGUUCUCUGGUGCAGUGCUUGCGGUUGCCAAAAGCAUUGGAGGAAGAGAACCUGUACGUUGAUUCCAUCACGCCCUGCAGUGAUGGAUUACACUUGUUAGUCGGUCUUCAGCCGUGCUCCGUAGAGUCCCUUAGCGCUAUCAAUCAGGUGGAGGUGUUAAACACCCUCAACCGUCUGCACUCGGCUCUCUGUGGCCAUCGCAAAGGACAGACACUGGCCAAUGGCCAUGACGCCCACUCGGGCACCUCUCCUCCACAGACCCCUCUCAUCCUGCCCCCCCAUACUUCCAGACCUCUAGGGGGCAGUGGUGGCGGCGGCGGAUACCUUGCGCUCUACAAGUUGAAUUACACCACCCGUAUCGUGACCCUGGAGGAGGAACCAGUGAAGGUCCAGCAGAUUCGUGACCCACGGGAUGCCGUCACAUCUCUCCUCCUCCUGCCGCCAGAUGUGCUAGAUGGCAGAGAAGAUGACGGAGAGGAAACUUCAGAGGAGUCUACACCUUCAGGGCUCAAAAAUGGCAUGGGGAUGGUUGCGUCCGCAGUGACAGCGGGCCCAAGCAUAGGAACUGCCGUUGGGAAGGAAAAGAGAGGAGAGGUGGCUGGACUUGGACACCUGGUGGUGACUACGCAGGCAGGUUACAUCAUGAUUCUAGACUUGUCCACCCUUGAGGUGAUGGCCAAGGUGGAGCCACCCAAGAAAGAGGGAACAGAAGAGGUGGACCCCUUCGUCUCUGUUACCUACUGCUCAGGCACCGACCGGCUAUGUGCCUGCACAAAAGGUGGAGAGCUUCAUUUCCUUCAAAUUGGAGGUGUGUGUGAUGAUAUCGAUGACGCCGACAUUUUUGUCGACGGCCCCCUGUCUAAUAGGGCAGAGCAACUACUGGACGGAGCAAAACCCACAUCAAAUCCUUCGAGCCCAGGUAUCACAGGAGUUGACCUCCUGGUGGACCAGCCAUUGAACGUAGAGACACUUUCUUCUCUGGUGGAACUAACACGUUUUGAAACGCUGACGCCACGCUUCUCCGCAACAGUGCCCCCUUGCUGGGUGGAGGUGCAGCAGGAACAGCAACAAAGGCGGCAUCCACAACACCUCCACCAGCAGCACCACGGCGACGCCGCGCAACACACACGCACUUGGAAGCUACAGAGCGACAGCUCCAGCUGGGAUGAGCACGUGUUCGAGCUGGUCUUACCCAAAGCCUGCAUGGUUGGACAUGUGGACUUCAAGUUUGUGCUAAACAGCAGUAUUACUAACAUCCCACAAAUCCAGGUCACACUGCUGAAGAACAAAGCACCAGGCCUGUGCAAAGUGAAUGAGACAGCAGUGGACAGGCAGCUUGUUUUCCCAUUGUCUCAUGUCUUGCACUCAAAUGGAGAGAAGAACGGACAGCCACAUCUGCUUGAUUUCUCAGAGGACAUCCAGUUUAUGGACAUCGAGGAGUCGCCAGGCUCCAGGCUCUGUCCGUUCCUGCAUGAGCACAAAGAUGAUAUCUUGUGUGGGCCGGUGUGGUUGUCCAGUGGACUGGAUCUGUCUGGACACGCAGGGAUGCUGAGCCUUACAAGUCCCAAACUCCUCAAAGGCAUGGCAGGGGGAAAGUAUCGUUCGUUCUUGGCGCACAUUAAGGCAGUGAAUGAUAAGGGUCUGGAUGAGAGCUUGAGGCCAGUGGUGCGGAUGCCCUCAGCCAAACCUCACAGUAGUAAAGCUCACUCGCUCUCAUCCCUGCUGCAGAGGGCUCAGGCCACCAAGGAAAAGGCCUCCACAUCUAAAGCAGAUCCUCAGUCUGCCCCUAAAAAGCCUGAUAACCUGCGGGGCUGUGACUUGCUCCAGGAAGUGUCUGUCACAAUUAGGAGAUUUAAGAAAACGUCUGUACCCAAAGAACGAGUGCAACGCUGUGCAAUGCUUCAGUUUCCUGAGCUCCAUGAAAAGCUGCUAAGAGGUUUGUGUAAGCAUGGAGAAGACGGACAGAGUUCAGAACACUGUCAGAGUCUCAUUUUAGACAUCCUCUGCUGGCUGGCAGGGGUUUACUCCAACGGACCCUGCAGUUUGAGAGAGGGGAAGGAGGGGCUUUUGACUAAAACUAGGAGACGGCUGACAGAAAUCAUCAGGGCAUGUUUCUUUGAGGCUGGACGCAGUAUAGCUCAUAAAUGCUCUCGCUUUCUUGCACUUUGUAUUAGUACCGGUAAAGGAGACCCUGGUCAGCAGGGUUUUGGCCAGGCUCUAUUUAAAGCUCUUCUGGAUAAUAUGCCUUAUUUGCCUGCUGCUGCCACAGGAGGAUCUGUCUUCUGGUACUUUGUCCUGUUAAAUUAUGUGAAAGAUGAGGACCUGGCCAGCUGCAGUACCGCUUGCGCCUCUCUGCUCACUGCUGUCUCUCGGCAGCUGCAGGACCGCCUGACUCCACUUGAGGCGCUGUUGCAGACCAGAUAUGGUCUGUAUGGGUCUCCAUUUGACCCAGUACUGUUUGACCUGGAGGUGAGCGGGUCUUCCUGUAAGAAUGCCUUUAGCAGCAGCAUUGGGGUCCAGUCGGAUGAGAUCGACUUGUCCGAUAUUCUCUCAGGUAAUGGAAAGGUGAACAGCAGUGGGGCGGCAGAGGGCAGUUUUACUGCUCUGACCGGCCUGCUGGAGGUUGAACCCCUGCACUUUACUUGCGUCUCCACCAGUGAUGGCACCAGGGUGGAGAGGGAUGAUGCAAUGAGCACCUUUGGCGUGACGCCCACAGUGACAGGGCUGUCUGCUGGGACCGUCGGCGAGGCGUCCACGGCCCUUAGCUCAGCUGCACAGGUGGCCCUUCAGUCCCUGUCUCAUGCAAUGGUGUCUGCCGAACAGCAGCUUCAAGUUCUUCAGGAGAAGCAGCAACAGCUUCUAAAACUCCAGCAGCAGAAGGCGAAGCUGGAGGCCAAACUUCACCAGACCACCUCAGCAGCCACUGCAGCAUCAGGCGUUGUCAACUCGGUACCAUCCAACCCGUCCUCCGCCCCAGGCUUCUUCAUUCACCCCUCUGACGUCAUCCCGCCCACUCCUAAAACUACACCGCUGUUCAUGACGCCUCCUCUCACCCCACCGAAUGAGGCAGUGUCUGCGGCUAUUAGUGUGGAACUGGCUCAGCUCUUCCCGGGAUCCGUCAUUGAGCCUCCACCUGUGAACCUUUCAGCACAGAAUAAAAACACACAGAAAGCCAAACCAAACCCCAUAGGAAGUGGACUGGCAUUGGCAAUCUCACAAGCCUCUCACUUUCUACAGCCUCCACCAAAUCAGUCCAUAAUAAUCGAACGAAUGCAUUCAGGUGCAAGGCGGUUUGUGACUCUAGAUUUCGGCCGGCCGGUGUUGCUGACAGAUGCACUGAUCCCCACAUGCGCUGACUUGGCCUCCCUUUCCAUCGACAUUUGGACUCUCGGGGAGGAGGUGGAUGGAAGGCGGCUCGUGGUGGCCACAGAUAUCAGCACACACUCACUGAUUCUACACGACUUGUUGCCUCCUCCCGUCUGCAGAUUCAUGAAGAUCACUGUGAUUGGUCGAUACGGCAGCACUAAUGCCCGGGCUAAAAUCCCAUUGGGUUUCUAUUACGGCCACACCUAUAUCCUGCCAUGGGAAAGUGAACUGAAGCUGAUGCAUGACCCUCUGAGGGGAGAGAGCGAAGCUGCCAGUCAGCCAGAUCUGGAUCAACAUUUGUCAAUGAUGGUGGCCCUGCAGGAAGACAUUCAGUGCAGGUAUAAUCUGGCCUGUCAUCGACUUGAGACGCUACUUCAGAACAUCGACCUGCCACCUCUUAACAGCGCUAAUAAUGCACAGUACUUCCUGCGCAAGCCCGAUAAAGCAGUUGAAGAGGAUUCCCGUGUUUUCUCUGCCUACCAAGACUGCAUUCAGCUCCAACUGCAGCUCAACCUGGCUCACCACGCUGUCCAGAGGUUGCGCGUGUCUCUGGGAGCCACCCGGAAACACCUGCCCGAGAGCUACAACCCCAGAGAGCUGGUCCAGAACUCUUCUACGGAGCAGCUCCGAACUAUCAUCAGAUACCUACUGGACACACUGCUCAGCCUGCUGCACUGCUGUAAUGGUCACUCUGUGCCCUCAGUGUUGCAGAACACGUUUCACUCCCAGGCGUGUGAGGAGCUCUUUAAGCAGCUGUGCAUCAGUGGAACGCCUAAGAUCCGUCUGCAUGCUGGUCUGCUGCUGGUGCAGCUGUGUGGAGGCGAGAGGUGGUGGGGCCAGUUCCUGUCCAACGUCCUUCAGGAGCUCUACAACUCUGAGCAGUUGCUCAUCUUUCCUCAGGACAGGGUGUUUAUGUUGCUGUCCUGUAUUGGCCAAAGAUCUUUGAGUAACAGUGGGGUUCUGGAGGGUUUGUUGAACCUUCUGGACACACUGUUAUCCCCUCUGCAACCGACUAGUGCAGCACAGACCCGCAGGACAGAAGGCGUGUUGGAUAUCCCCAUGAUCAGCUGGGCGGUCAUGCUGGUCUCUCGACUUCUCGACUAUGUGGCCAGUGUGGAAGAUGAAGCCACUGCAGCUAAGAAACCUCUAGGGGCUAAAGACAGAGAAAGAUCUUUUACAGGGAACCAGUGGAGUUUCAUAAACAACAGUCUGCAGUCUCAGAACCCAAGCAGAUCUGCCAAAGGCAACAACAGCAGUUUAGAUCGUCUGUAUUCACGCAAGAUCCGCAAACAGCUAGUCCACCAUAAACAGCAGUUGAAUUUAUUGAAAGCCAAACAGAAGGCUUUAGUAGAGCAAAUCGAGAAAGAGAAAAUUCAGAGCAACAAAGGCUCCUCCUACAAGCUGCUGGUGGAACAGGCCAAACUCAAACAAGCCACGUCCAAGCACUUCAAAGAUCUGAUCCGUUUGAGGCGGACAGCCGAAUGGCCACGCUCCACCUUGGACUCAGAGGCAUCUGUGGCAAAAGAGACCCCUGAGGUGGAGCUCCUGCCCUUCACGCUGUCUCAUGAGCGCUGCAUCUGCGUCGUCCAGAAGCUCGCUCUCUUCCUCCUCUCCAUGGACUUUACCUGUCACGCAGACCUGCUGCUGUUCGUCUGCAAGGUAUUGGCCAGAAUAGCAAAUGCAACACGACCCACAAUCCACCUGUGUGAGGUGGUUUCAGAACAGCAGCUGGAGAGGUUACUGCUGUUACUGGUGGGAACGGACUUUAACCGCGGGGACAUCUCAUGGGGUGGAGCCUGGGCCCAGUACUCGCUCACCUGCAUGCUGCAGGACAUCCUUGCAGGAGAGCUGUUGUCUCCAGUGUGUGUGGAUGGGAUGGAGGGGGCGGGGGCUGAUGAGGCCGGUGCCGCCUCUUCCUCUGUAGUGGUCGAUUCCGAUGACUCUCUCCCCCAGCCGACCCCCAUCCCACUGGUGGAGACCAUCGAUGAGCCUCUGGGACCUGAUAUCAUCGCAGGUGCUCCUCCACUGUCAUCUUUGGAAAAAGAUAAAGACAUUGACUUUGACUUGCUACAAGACUUGAUGGAUGUUGAUAUUGAUCCUUUAGAUAUUGAUUUGGAAAAAGAUCCACUCGCCGCCAAGGUUUUUAAGCCGAUCAGCAGUACCUGGUACGAUUACUGGGGUGCUGACUACGGCUCUUACAGUUAUAACCCCUACACAGGGGGUAUGGGCAUACCCGUGUCCAAACCCCCUGCGGCUGCCACAACAGAGAAGCCGGGAUCUCAGAACCUCUCAGUGUCUGUGUCUCAGGCACUGGAUGCUCGACUGGAGGUGGGAUUAGAACAGCAGGCAGAACUCAUGCUGAAGAUGAUGGCAACACUGGAGGCAGAUGCAAUAUUGCAGGCGCUAACAUCCACAUCUCCAUCUGUGGCCCAGUCUGCAAAUGGGACAGACGACACUCUUUUGCGUGGGGGGUUCCACAGCUCUCCCCCCAGCAGCAGUCUGAUGGUACAACCCUCUUCCAUUCCCAUGUUGAGCACCUGCUUCAACAAACUUUUCUCUUUAUUGCAAGUGCAUCAUGUUCAGUUGGAGUCUUUGCUGCAGCUGUGGUUGACUCUGAGUUUGAGUUCCUGCUCUGGAGGUUCAGAGGAGAGCGGCUCAGACAUCUUCCUCUUUAACGCCAGCAGAGUGCCCACAAUCCCCCUUAACCAAGCCUCCAUCAGCAGUUUCCUGUCAGUGCUGGCCUGGUACUCCAACACUUCUCUGAGAACAUGGUGUCUUGUCCUGCACAGUCUCACCCUCAUGACCAAUAUGCCUGCUAGUGCCUCCAGCAGUGGGAUGGGUGUGCAGGAGAGCACAGCCCAGCAGAUGGUGUCUGACCCCACACUUGUGCACGUGUUUGUGCGCUUCCUGUCUGGAGGAAACCCUCACGGCACCAGCCAGCACAGCUCACAGGUCGGCCCCACUGCAACACAAGCCUUGCAGGAAUUUUUAACCAGGUUGCAGGUGCACCUGUCCUCCACAUGUCCACAGAUGUUCAGCGAAUUUCUGCUUAAACUGUUGCACAUCCUGUCUACGGAGAGGGGUCCAUUCCAGUCUGGUCAGGGUCCAUUAGAUGCACAGGUGAAGCUUUUGGAGUUCACCCUGGAGCAGAACUUUGAGGUGGUUUCUGUGACCACCAUCUUGGCUGUCAUCGAAUCAAUCACUUUUCUGGUUCACCACUACAUCACUUGUUCAGAUAAGGUGAUCUCACGCAGCGGUUCUGACAGUUCUGUGGGCGCUCGUGCCUGUUUCGGGGGCCUGUUCGCCAAUAUCAUCCGCCCUGGCGAUGCUAAGGCUGUGUGUGGUGAGACCACACGAGACCAGCUGAUGUUUGACCUCCUGAAGCUGGUCAAUGCUUUGGUGAUGCUGCCGCUGUCAGGUGAUCGGGAGUUCAGUGGGAGGCUGCCUCCAGCCGGUGGAGCCACUGACAGUGUGUCGGAUGAAGAAAAAGUGUGUGGAAGCAAAGAGUGUGGGGCGGCGGGCACAGCGCAGCACCAGGGACCAGCUGCGGGUGUGGCAGACCUGGUUUUGGCCAAUCAGCAGAUUAUGAGUCAGAUCUUGUCGGCACUGGGGCAGUGCAACAGCAGCGCCAUGGCCAUGAUAAUUGGUGCUAGUGGGCUUCACCUAACCAAACAUGAGAACUUUCAUGGUGGGUUGGAUGCCAUCUCCGUGGGUGAUGGCCUCUUCACCAUCUUGACUACUUUGAGUAAAAGAGCCACAUCCGUCCAGGUCAUGCUGCAGCCCAUUCUCACCUACAUGGCCUGUGGGUAUAUGGGCCGACAGGGAUCUCUAUCAACGUGUCAGCUCUCUGAGCCUUUACUGUGGUUUAUUUUGAGAGUGCUUGACACCAGCGAGGCUUUGAAAGCCUUCCAUGACAUGGGUGGCGUGCAGCUCAUCUGUAACAACAUGGUCACCAGCACACGAGCCAUCGUGAACACUGCGCGCAGCAUGGUGUCCACUAUCAUGAAGUUUCUAGACUCUGGGCCUGGUAAAGCAGCAGAUGGCAGCUUGAAAGCACGAGUGCUUACCUCAGAACCAGACAAUGCAGAAGGAUUGCACAACUUCGCCCCUCUUGGCACCAUCACCUCUAGCAGUCCCACAGCACAGCCGGCAGAAGUGCUGCUGCAGGCCACACCCCCACAUCGACGGGCCCGUUCUGCCGCUUGGUCCUACAUAUUCCUUCCUGAAGAGGCCUGGUGCGAUCUCACAAUCCACCUGCCUGCUGCCGUUCUGCUCAAGGAGAUUCACAUACAGCCUCACCUGGCAUCCCUUGCUACAUGUCCAUCCUCAGUGUCUGUGGAGAUCAGUGCAGAUGGUGUAAACAUGCUUCCCCUGUCAACCCCAGUCAUCACUAGUGGUCUCACGUUCAUUAAGUUCCAGCUGGUAAAGGCAGAGGUGGCGUCUGCUGUGUGUUUGAGGUUGCACCGGCCGCGGGACGCCAGCACACUGGGCCUCUCGCAGAUUAAGCUAUUGGGCCUGACUGCUUUUGGAAACACUUCCUCUGCCACUGUAAACAAUCCUUUCCUGCCCUCUGAGGACCAGGUCUCUAAAACCAGCAUUGGCUGGUUACGGUUGCUGCAUCAUUGCUUGACUCAUGUUUCUGAUCUGGAGGCCAUGAUGGCCAGUGCUGCUGCUCCCACUGCAAACCUCCUGCAGACCUGCGCCGCCCUCCUCAUGUCCCCAUACUGCGGGAUGCACUCGCCCAACAUUGAGGCGGUGCUGGUGAAAAUCGGCCUUCAGUCCACACGCAUAGGCCUCAAACUCAUUGACAUCUUGCUGCGUAACUGUGCUGCUUCUGGCACUGAUUUGGCCAAUCUAAACAGUCCGCUGCUCUUUGGGAGGUUAAAUGGCCUGUCAUCAGACUCAACUAUAGAUAUUCUCUACCAGCUAGGCACCACUCAGGACCCCGGUACCAAAGACAGGAUCCAGGCUCUGCUACAGUGGGUGUACGACUCGUCCCGGGUUGCUGCCCUGAAGCAGAGUUCUCCGUUGAGCUAUGUGGGUCCAAGCGCUCCGCCCUCACGGGAAUAUGGGUUGCUCAUGCCGUCCCCAUCACAUCUGCACUGCGUGGCCUCCGUCUUAUGGCACAGUUAUGAGCUGCCUGUGGACUACGACUUGCCCGGUCUGCUCAACAGAGAGCUUUUCGAGUUGUUGUACAACUGGUCGAUGUCUUUGCCCUCUAACAUCGUUUUAAAGAAGGCUGUGGACAGCUUGCUUUGUUCCAUGUGCCAUAUCCACCCUAGUUACUUUUCUCUGCUCAUGUCCUGGAUGGGUAUCGUGGCUCCCCCUGCUGUCCAGACAAAUGCACAGUGCCGUAUGGCCAUGACGGACGAUGGCAAGAAGCAGCAUGAUUUAAACAGUGCCGCCUCCCUCACAGAUGACUCCAAACAUGCUCGGACACCAGUAACUGUGCCCAUCUCGCUGUCAGAAAGCCAGUUGGUGACCCUGGCAGCUGCGUCCCAGUCUCCCGGUGCCAUUCAGCAGCUGUUGGACUCUGGUCUGCCUUCUUUGCUUGUUCGCAGCUUAGCCGACCUUUGCUGCAACCUGUUGGUCAGUGCAGACCUUCCCUUGCCUGCUGGAUUCUCCGCACAGGCAGAGAGACGCUCAUACUCAUACAACCAACCCACGUCAUCCUCAGCAAACAGGCCGCCACUGUCUCCUGAGCUGGCAGCGCCCGUAUUGCGGUUUCUAACAGAAGUAGGAAACAGUCACACCAUGAAAGACUGGUUGGGUGGGCCAGAAGUGAACCCACUCUGGACGGCACUGUUGUUUCUCCUGUGCCACUCUAGUGCCAGUGGGGCUGCUAAUGCCAGUGCAAACCGUGGCAGCAGCAGCAGUAUUUCUGGGCACAGUGCAUCACCCAGCACCUCACACGCCAGCGCCGCACCUCACACCUCAGGUGCGUCUUACUGACUGGCGUCAACGAGCCGCAACAUGAUUGAUACAAGUGAUAUGUAUUUUUCUUUGUUUGUAAAGGUUCUGUGUGAGCUGUUCCAGUCAGCUCCUCAGCGUGGGAACGUUCCAGUCUCAGGGAACAUUUCUGGAUUUAUACGUCGGCUCUUCCUACAACUCAUGCUCGAAGACGAGAAAGUUACUGUCUUCCUUCAGUCUCCCUGUCCGCUGUAUAAAGGGCGCAUUAAUGCCACCAGUCACGUGAUCCAGCACCCCAUGUACGGAGCAGGGCACAAGUUUCGCAAACUGCAUCUGCCCAUCUCAACCACACUGUCUGAAGUAUUGGACCGCGUCUCAGACACGCCCAGCAUCACGGCCAAACUGAUCAAUGAACAGAAAGAGGAUAAAGAAAAGAAAAACCAUGAGGAAAAAGAAAAGAUGAAGGCCGAUAAUGGUUUUCAAGACAACUACAGUGUUGUUGUUGCCUCAGGUCUGAAGUCUCAGUCGAAGAGGGCCUUGUCCACUCCUCCCCGUCCCCCGUCCCGACGAGGGCGAGUCCUCAGUGACAAGCUGGCAGCUUCCUCAGGAGUUGAUCCGUCUGCCAAAACCAUCAGCGUGCCUGUCUUCCACCUCUGUCACAAACUACUGCCGGGUCAGCCAUUGCCGCCGGAGAUGACCUUAGCUCAGCUGCUGACACUGCUGUAUGAGCGUAAACUUCCUCAGGGAUACCGCUCCAUUGACCUGACGGUCAAACUGGGGUCAAAGGUCAUCUCAGACCCCGGCCUGUCCAAGACCGAUUCCUUCAAAAGACUCCGUACCGAGAAAGAUCACUGUGAGAUGCUAAGCGGCUGUCCGGAUGAUGAACCAAUGACCCCUGGUGACGAAGGUUUGGAUGCUGCAGUAGAUGACACCCUCCUAGAGACCAGCCCUAUCCAGUCCCCCUUGCAGGUUUUCGCAGGUAUGGGCGGCUUGGCGCUCAUUGCAGAGAGACUUCCCAUGCUGUACCCCGACGUUAUCCAGCAGGUCAGUGCCCCAGUGGUGCCAUCCACUACACAGGAGAAGCCAAAGGACAGCGAUCAGUUUGAAUGGGUCACCAUCGAGCAGUCUGGAGAGCUUGUUUACGAGGCACCCGAGACCAUCGCGGCUGAGCCUCCGCCCAUCAAAUCCUCCGUUCAGACCAUGUCGCCCAUCCCUGCCCAUUCUCUGGCGGCAUUCGGCCUGUUUCUGCGGCUGCCGGGAUAUGCUGAGGUUCUGCUAAAGGAGAGGAAACAUGCGCAAUGUCUGCUCAGACUGGUGCUGGGGGUCACAGAUGAUGGAGAAGGAAGUCACAUCCUGCAGUCUCCCUCUGCUAACGUUCUGCCCACGUUGCCCUUCCACGUGCUCCGGUCUUUGUUCAGCUCAACUCCCCUUACCACAGAUGACGGGCUGCUGUUGAGGCGUAUGGCUCUUGAGAUUGGUGCAAUCCACCUCAUCCUGGCCUGCCUAUCUGCCCUCAGCCAUCACGCUCCCAGAGUGCCCAGCGGCAGUGCCAACUCCAGUGAGCCCCAGGUCUCCAGUGGACAUGUCGGUGGAACCACAGAGGAACAGCAGCUGUACUGGGCCAAAGGAACAGGCUUUGGCACAGGCUCCACUGCGUCAGGCUGGGAUGUUGAGCAGGCUUUGACCAAACAGCGUCUGGAGGAGGAGCACGUUACCUGCCUCUUACAGGUUUUGGCAAGCUAUAUCAACCCAUCAGGCUGCGUGGGAUCUGGUGAGACCCUCUCAGGAGAGGUCAGAGGUCACAGCAGCUCACUGCUGCCAUCUGUCCUGCAGGAACUGCUCAGCCAGUCCUGUCUCAUCCCCGCCAUGUCUUCAUACUUGCGCAAUGACUCAGUUUUGGACAUGGCGCGUCACGUCCCCCUGUAUCGUGCUCUGUUAGAGCUGCUGAGGGCCAUCUCCACCUGCACCAGCCUGGUUCCUCUGCUCUUGCCGCUAUCAGGAGACGCUGCAGAGGAAGAGGAGGAUGAAGAACGCACCGAGUGUCAGACCUCCGUCGGCAUGUUACUGGCCAAAAUGAAGACCUGUGUGGACACCUACACCAACCGCCUCAGGUUUUUUUUUUUUUUAUGUGUCUGUCUUCUGCUUUUUUUAGAGAGGAAGAUGGCUGAAAGUUCUAAGAAGGCAACAGCAAGGCCCAAACCGCUGUCCAUCUUGCGCUCAGUGGAGGAGAAAUAUACAGCAGCCAUGAAAAAACUACAGUUUGACACGUUUGAGAUGGUGUGUGAGGAUGAGGACUCUAAGCUGGUGUUUAAGGUGAACUACCAUUAUCUGUCUCAGGUGAAGAAUGCCAGUGACGCCAACAGUGCCGCUCGUGCUCGACGAUUAGCACAGGAGGCCGUCACACUCUCCACCUCCCUCCCUCUCUCCUCAUCCUCCAGCGUGUUUGUCCGCUGUGAUGAAGAACGUCUCGAUAUCAUGAAGGUGUUGAUAACAGGGCCCGCAGACACACCGUAUGCUAAUGGCUGUUUCGAAUUUGACGUCUACUUUCCUCAAGAUUACCCAAACUCCCCUCCUCUGGUUAAUCUGGAGACCACCGGUGGCCACAGCGUCCGUUUCAAUCCAAACCUCUACAAUGAUGGCAAGGUGUGUUUAAGUAUCCUGAACACCUGGCAUGGGCGUCCUGAGGAGAAAUGGAACCCUCAUACUUCUAGCUUUCUACAGGUGCUGGUGUCAAUCCAGUCUCUGAUCCUGGUGGCCGAGCCAUACUUCAACGAACCAGGUUACGAGCGUUCUCGGGGCACGCCGAGUGGAACGCAGAGCUCCAGAGAGUACGACGGAAACAUCCGGCAGGCCACUGUCAAGUGGGCCAUGCUAGAACAGAUCCGCAACCCUUCACCCUGCUUUAAAGAGGUGAUCCAUCGGCACUUCUAUCUGAAGCGAGCGGAGAUCAUGUCCCAGUGCGAGGGCUGGAUCUGUGAUAUUCAGCAGUACAGCAGCGAUAAGAGAGUCGGCCGAACCAUGUCUCAUCACGCAGCUGCACUAAAGAGGCACACGGCUCAGCUCAGAGAAGAGUUGCUGAAGCUUCCCUGUCCUGAAGGCCUGGAGCCGGACGGGGAGGAGUUUUCCGAGAAAAGCACCUCGCUCAUGGUGAAAGAGCUGCCCAGUCAGGAUGCGGAGAAGCAGGCGGACAGCCCAGACGCCCACUGUAGCGACGGCCAGCUAUGAUCCCCUCUCCCCCGAAGCCCCGCCCACCGCCUUUGACUAUCCAUUGAUAUUGAAAAAAGACUGGAUGGCUUUGGUGAUUAAGCCAUCUUUUUGUCAAUAUUUGUAUGUAAGAAUCUAAUUAUGUAAUAGCAUAAAAAGAGAGGACAGUCAAAACCCGCUUACACCCACCGACACACAAGACGAACCGCUGAACUCUAUGCUGUGCCCUGAAGAAAACAAAUCUUUUUAUUUACUUGUAAAAGAGUAUAACAUUUUUUUUGUGCUUUUUUUUUCUUUAUUUUCCCAAAUUGUUAAAUAACCACUGAUUGAUAUGUUAUUAAACUUGUUUAUGUAAAACGAAAUGAAAGAUGAAAUCACAGUAUAUAUAAGGGAACUGCCUUUAGUGGAGAAUGUUUACCAAAUGUUAAUUUCUCUCUUUUUUUGUUAAUUUUUUCUUUUAUUUUGGACUCUUAGUGCAAGGGCAGUUUGUAAGUGAGAAUAUACUGGUCAUUCUUUAAGCGAACUAUUUAAAAGAAGAACGUAACGAACAUGCGCCCAUACACACUCUUGAGUUGCCCCGAUCCUCUGGUGACCCUCUGACAGUGCUUUUGGUUUCUACUGAUUUGUGUACACUUCAAUAAUAAAGCCUGAAACGGACGUUCAGAAGUGCUGUGAUGACUGGAUGCUCUUGUUCAGGCUGAUCAAUAGCACGUUUUAUUUUUGCCCUCUCUCUGCUUUUAAGUGCAAGUUUAAUAAAUGCAACCUGUUUUACUUUG